Messenger RNA from Synchiropus splendidus (mandarinfish), 2058 nucleotides. RefSeq names its product RIC8 guanine nucleotide exchange factor A (gene ric8a). Gene Ontology annotation, molecular function: G-protein alpha-subunit binding; guanyl-nucleotide exchange factor activity. Gene Ontology annotation, cellular component: plasma membrane; cytoplasm. The transcript is spliced from 14 exons. Gene Ontology annotation, biological process: G protein-coupled receptor signaling pathway. The coding region runs from base 76 to 1824 and encodes 582 amino acids. The record is from RefSeq and is a predicted model, not a curated record. NCBI's taxonomy places the organism in Eukaryota, Metazoa, Chordata, Actinopteri, Syngnathiformes, Callionymidae.
GGCAGCCAUCUGCAGAGCGUUCGCUUUGUCUGAGAGCAACACUGUCAAGCAACCUGCCGCAGCGUCUGAACGAAAAUGGAUUUAAAUAGCAUCAUAGAAGAGAUAGAAACAGGAGAGCAGGAUGGUGUGCUUCUGGCUCUGCAGCGCUACAACGAGAAGAUGAACGAGUGUUUCACAUUCAGGAAGGAGGAGUGCGACACAGAGGAAGUGAAUCAACAAAAGCGUCUGGGGGAGCUGGUCCUGGACUUCCUGAGCCGAGAGCUGCAGCCGCCCUGCCAGCUGGCCUGCCUGGAGACGGCCCGGAUCCUGUCCCGGGACAAGCACUGCCUGCAGCCCUUUGUCAACUGCGCCUCCAUGUCCACUCUGGCUCGCUGCGCCAGCAUCAGCGUGGUCACAGGCGAGGACGCAGGGUCGACGGAGGGAGCAGAGGAGGGGCGGCGUGAGGAAGAGGCGUCUUCUGAUGAUGACGUGACCAUCGAGGCCCUCAAGUGCAUCUGCAACAUCCUGCUGCACAACGAGCUGUCGCAGGUCGUGGCUGUCGAUCUGCAGCUGAUCCGCGGAGUGACCAACCGACUGAAGAAGUGCUCGGCUGCUCACUGGAGCCCUCAGGUCAUCUUCUUCGACCUGCGUCUCACCUUCUUGCUGACGGCCCUGCGGGUGGACGUGCGCUCCCAGCUGGCUCAGGAACUUCACGGCAUCUGCUUGUUAGGUCAGCUGCUGGACACCACGCUGUGCGUGGGACGGACAGACUCGCUGGAGAGCAUCGGCUCUGAGGACCUGCCGCCUCUGAGCCGGGAACAGACAGAGAUUGGCAUGGAGAUCCUCAAGAUCCUGUUCAACAUCACGUUCGACACGACCCGCCGCAAGGUGGACGAGGAGGACGCAGCGAAGUACCGUCGGCUGGGCGCCGUGCUGAGGCACUGCCUGGUGAGUCGAGCUGACGGAGAGGAGCGGACCGAGGAGUUUCAUGGCCACACGGUCAACCUGCUCAGCAACCUGCCGCUGCCGUGUCUGGACGUCUUUCUGACCCCGAAGGUCACCCAGGGUUCAGUGGAGUACAUGGGGGUCAACAUGGACGCCGUCAACAUCCUGCUGGAGUUCAUGGAGAAGCGACUGGAUGGGGUGAGAGGAGGAGAGGAGAGGAGCGGAACGGUGUGUUUGGGUGUGACUGGAGUCUUGUUUGUCCCGCAGGGUCAGAAGCUGAAGGAGAACCUCCUCCCUUCUCUGAACCUGCUGACUGAGAGUGCUCGGAUCCACCGGGAGACCAGGAAGUUCCUCAGGUCAAAGGUUCUUCCUCCGCUGCGGGACGUAAAGAGCCGGCCGGAGGUGGGCGACGCUCUGAGGAACAAGCUGGUGCGACUCAUGACCCACGUGGACACGGACGUCAAGGCCAGCGCUGCUGAGUUCCUCUUCAUCCUCUGCAAGGAGAACGUCUCCAGGUUUAUCAAGUACACGGGGUACGGGAACGCUGCGGGGCUGCUGGCUGCGCGAGGACUCCUGAGAGGAGGCAGCGACUCGGGGAUCUACUCUGAGGACGAGGACUCGGAGACCGAAGAGUACCGCGAGGCUCGCGCUCAAAUAAACCCAAUCACAGGAGUGGUGGAGGACGAGCAGCCCAACCCCAUGGAGGGCAUGACGGAGGAGCAGAAGGAGUUGGAGGCCAUGAAGCUGGUCAACAUGUUCGACAAGUUGUCCAGGAACAACAUGAUCAAGCCCAUGCAGCUGACCAUGGACGGCGAGAUGCGCGAGGUCAACCCGGACCUGCUCCUACAAACCGCCAACAACCAGCCGGACGAGCAGCAGAAUUCCGACAACGAAGAUUAGAUGCAGGAAGGAAACCACUUGAAGCGUCGGGGAUGAUACGGUGGAGUCUGGAGGAACAUGUGUGGAGAUGACGGCUGUCAGUCACUGCUGCGCUCAGGAUCAGCGUCAGCCCAAGGAAAUGAAAGUUUAGCUCCAACUCUGUGGUGUUCAACAUCACCCGUACAUUGCCCAGAUGUCUGAAAUGUGAAGUCUCUGAGAUGACAUUUGUAAUAAAAUAAAUGGUUUUAAAAUGAU